Molecule: messenger RNA, 1530 nt
Organism: Parasteatoda tepidariorum (common house spider)
Lineage: Eukaryota; Metazoa; Arthropoda; Arachnida; Araneae; Theridiidae
Source: RefSeq, a predicted model, not a curated record
UAGUAAACAUUUUCUUUCUUCUUUUCAGCCAAACUCUGCCACAAGACUUGUUUCGAAGAAAGUAAAUGUUCUGAGAUUGGUAAUGAUGCCAUUAAGUGUUCUUGCAAUUCAUCUCAGUACUAUCUAAGCAAUGAAUGCAAAGACGCAAGCUGUUUGUUUCAAAGCCUAAGAAGUAACUGUCAACGAGAAUGCCCUAACUCCAAUAUGAAACGUGAACGUGGAAUCUGNAAACCAGUAAAAUCAGAUGAAGCAAAAACAAUUAUUCCCUGCACAUUGCAAUGUGGACCAUAUGGCUAUUGCUUUAAAGGAGAAACAGAAGAUACAAAAGAAACAUGUGUUUGCAUAAAAGAAGCGGUUCUUGUAGUUAAUGGUGAUAAAAGUACUUGUGAACUAAGAAGAGAAUUUGUGUGUCCAAGUGGUGUAGAAUUGACUAAAGAUAAGACUAAAUGCAAUUGUAAUGGGAAAUUCAAGGAAUCAGCGAACAAGAUUACGUGCGAACGUAAGUUUUUAACUUUAGUUUCAUUCUUUGGAGAAUUUUCAAAAAAUUGCUUCCUUAAGGGUGUCGCAAGCCCUCAUGCCUCAUGGCAAGCUCAAAAACUGUUUUCCUAUGGCUUUGCAAGCGCAGAAAUAUUAACUUUUUGUUUUUAAAAACUUUGAAGUAGAUGUAAUCUGUAACUCGAGAAGUGGCUUGUCGCUAUUAUCUUGCUUAAUCCCUUUAUCACCUUUUAAAUUAUCAUGAAUCAUCUCAUUUAAUGUAUAUUCAUCAUCUUUAAUAUUGUCUUUUAUCACCUUGUAGUUAAAAUCAAUAAAUAUAAUUUGAUACUCAGAAAAGGCGGUCCUUAUAAGGUAAUUAGAAACUUUCCAUUACCUCUAUAUUAGACUGAAAAAACAAGAAUUAAUUAGAUUGAGCAAAGUACUUUGCUCCUUUUUUUAAAAGUUGAAUUGAUGCUUCUUUUAGAUAUUAAAUGUAAGUGCAAGCAAAGGUAAAAAAUAAAAAUAGAUAAUGUUCAUUUGCGAAUAUUGUUUUCUGUUUCAUAUUUUUAAGAUCAUUUUGUGAAAUAAAUAUAAUUAUUAUUAAAGAUAAGUUUACCCAACUUUUGGGAACAUUAGAAAAAAUAUGCGAACUAUGGUACCAGUGAAUUGAUUCAUAAAAAAGAAAUAGAUGGUUGUAUAAAAGGAUGUUUUGGGGAAUAAUCCAGUUAAAAAGCAACAUAAAAAUGUAUUUUGUGAUUAUAGUGCAUUUGCAAUCUAAAUAAAGUUUAAACUUCAUGUCUAAAACCAAUCAAAGCAUUUCAGUCUACUAAAAUCAACUGAAAUUGACUUAAAGAAUCAAAUUACACGUUUCAUAUAAUGCAAAAAGUAAAUAAAUUAAUUAUUCUAAUGCCAGCUACUAAUUUUUUUAAAAAAAAAAUAAGGCUUUAGUAUCAAGUUGCAUAAAAAUAACUAUUCAACAAUGCCUAAAAAUGUUUACUAUAGGAAUAAUCGAAUGAAAUAUUUUCAAACUGGGCAGUAAUAAAUCUUAAUGGGACA